Molecule: messenger RNA, 1674 nt
Organism: Phlebotomus papatasi
Lineage: Eukaryota; Metazoa; Arthropoda; Insecta; Diptera; Psychodidae
Exons: 2
Coding region: 14-1003 (329 amino acids)
Biological process (GO): cellular response to misfolded protein
Cellular component (GO): endoplasmic reticulum membrane
Molecular function (GO): Hsp70 protein binding
Source: RefSeq, a predicted model, not a curated record
AAACCAAGUCACCAUGGUAAACAUCUCAAGAUCUCAAGAAGAAAGAGAAUAUUCUCAAGAGCAAGCAGAUCUUGUGAGAAAAAUCAAGGGUUGCAAGAAUCACUAUGAGGAGCUGAAUAUUAAAAGAACUGCUUCUGAUGCUGAAAUUCACAAAGCUUUUAGAAAACUCUCUCUUCUCAUUCACCCGGACAAGAAUUAUGCUCCUGGGGCUGAAGAAGCAUUUAAAGCUAUUUUAAAAGCCAAGGUACUUCUUUUGGACCCAGUGAAAAGACAGAAUUAUGAUAAUGAGCUGAAGAGGAAAACCAAUGAAAGUUACAAUCAAUCUUCUACAUCUUCUAAAAAAGAAAAAACAAACAACAACCAAGAAAAGGCAGAUUAUAAUUUCAAUCAAUCUUCAGGAUUCCAAAAAAGUCAGCCAAAAACAUACAUGAACAACAACCAAGAAAAGUCAGAUUAUAAUUUCUAUCAAUCUUCGGGAUUCCAAAAAAGUCAGCCGAAAACAAACAUGAACAACAAUCAACAAAAGGCAGAUUAUAAUUUCAAUCAAUCUUCAGGAUUCCAAAAAAGUCAGCCAAAAACAUACAUGAACAGCAACCAAGAAAAGUCAGAUUAUAAUUUCUAUCAAUCUUCGGAAUUCCAAAAAAGUCAGCCGAAAACAAACAUGAACAACAACCAACAAAAUGCAUAUUAUAAUUUCAAUCGAUCAUCAGGAUAUUCAGGAUACCAGGAUACGAACCAAACGAAGUUGAGAACGAAUCAACAAAAUUUUGUGUAUUUUACAUACAAUUUUUUUAGAGGAUUUAAUGUGAUUAACUCAAUUUCACAAUAUAAAGGCAUUUUGAUUUUCGGUUUAAUUUAUUCCCGCUAUAAAAUAGUGAGGACGAUCACAAACUGGUUGGUAAUCACAACAGCUCGCCUGAUUCGUUGGACAGUUAUCAAGGCAUUUACUUCGAGAUUUGGACAGGUUGUUAUGAUAUCUUCCUUAAUUUUGUGUUCAAAAUAGCCACAAGAAGAUAAAACAUAGAUAUUAAAUAUUGUCUUAUGAAAGUAAACCCACAAAAUUUACCAAUUAAAUCAUGUUGUGACAAUCACUAGACACAAAAUAUUCUAUUAUUAUUUACUAUUUAGCUUUCAUAGUCGAAAAACUCAUGGAUACAACAUAUAAAAAGUAUAAAAAUAUUAAGACUAGCAUGAGCUGUAUGAACAGUUAGAAACUUCGAACUACAGUAGACUCUCUUAAAUUCGGGCAUUUGUGACUGAAAUGUCACCCGAAAUUCUGGCGGUAAACUUUUUUAAAAUACAACGAUAUUUUUGAUCUGCAUGGACAUAAUUCAGUUUACAUACUCAUAUAUAAUGCCAAUUUCAUUAAUAUCCCUUAAUAACGCAAAAUUACAUCAAAACUCAGAUAAACCAUGGAAAAUUUAAGCAUAUUGGGUUCAUUUGAUAAUCAAACUUGAAAAAUGUCAACAAUUUUUUUUCGAAUUCAACUGCCGCUCGAAUAAGUAUAGCCUGAUCUUAAAAGAGCCGAAUUAGCGAGAGUCUACUAUAAUUCAGAUUUGCAUAACUUUUGUAUUUUUUGUAUUUGUAUUUUUCUUAUUAAAUUUAUUACUUUUCUAUAAUGAAAUAAAAUUAAAUAAUAAAUGUCAUAAAUAUAAAAAAAAAAUAUAUUGUGCA